AUGGCCAUUAAAACACUCCCAACCUCAACCGAAAUACUUGUUGUCGGCGGCGGACCCGCCGGAAGUUACGCUGCUGCUGCUUUGGCUCGAGAAGGUUUUGAAGUCACUCUUCUCGAAGCUGCGAACUUCCCUCGAUAUCAUAUUGGCGAGAGCUUGCUCCCGUCGGUCCGCCCAUUCUUGGCAUUCGUUGACGCAGAGGAAUCUGUCAUGAACCACGGGUUCACAAUUAAGCCUGGUGCUGCCGUCAAGUUGAACCAGUUCAAGCGAGAAGGAUAUACAGAUUUCAUUAUGCUGAACUCAAACAAUGGGUCUUGGAACGUGAUUCGAUCAGAAUUCGACGAUUUGCUAUUUCGUCAUGCUUCGAAGUGUGGCGCAGCUGUAUUCGACAACAUAAGAGUCGCCGAAAUUCAGUUCGACGGCAAAAGGCCUGUUUCAGCUGACUGGAGGAAUGCCAGCACCGGGACACAGGGCCGUAUCUCUUUCAGCUACUUAGUCGAUGCUUCAGGAAGGAACGGGAUCAUGUCCACAAAGUAUCUCAAGAACAGGCGCUAUAAUCAAGCCCUCAAUAACAUCGCAUGCUGGGGAUACUGGGACGGAACCGGGUCUUACAUGCCUGGUACCACUCGCCAGAAUGCUAUCUGGGUCGAAGCACUCGAAGACGAGUCGGGAUGGGCUUGGUUCAUCCCUCUUCACGACGGAUCCACAUCUGUGGGAAAUUGUGAUGGUAUUCACGAGUGCAUGCAACCAACUGUGAAAUCUGCGAGCGAUUUUAGCUACUCGGCUUCCUCGUAUGGCGGUGAUCAUUUCCGCCUGGCGGGGGAUUCUGGAGCAUUCAUCGACCCAUUCUUCUCCUCUGGGGUGCAUCUGGCCUUCACAGGAGGACUUUCGGCUGCCCUCACGAUAGCUGCGUCCAUUCGAGGGCUUUGCAGCGAAGAUGAUGCCCAACGCUGGCACACAUCAAAGUUUCUUAUUGUCGUCCUUGGGACCUACAAACAGAUCCGCAAUCAGUCCAUGCCAGUCAUGAGCGAUGUGGACGAGGACAAUUUUGACAGAGCAUUCGAUCUGAUCAGGCCGGGUGAGAAUCGAUGUUUCCUACUGUCACUGCAAAUUUGAUGGUAAGGCGUUAACAGAAGACGAACUCCAGAAAACCAUGGACUUCUGUCGUCAUCUAUUCGCACCCAUGAUCCCGAGAUGCAUUCUGCAGUCAAAGCUAGGCAAGGG
Molecule: messenger RNA, 1221 nt
Organism: Suillus subalutaceus
Lineage: Eukaryota; Fungi; Basidiomycota; Agaricomycetes; Boletales; Suillaceae
Exons: 12
Coding region: 1-1113 (370 amino acids)
Molecular function (GO): monooxygenase activity
Source: RefSeq, a predicted model, not a curated record